Molecule: messenger RNA, 459 nt
Organism: Perognathus longimembris pacificus (Pacific pocket mouse)
Lineage: Eukaryota; Metazoa; Chordata; Mammalia; Rodentia; Heteromyidae
Product: sulfotransferase 2A1-like
Exons: 3
Coding region: 1-459 (152 amino acids)
Biological process (GO): sulfation
Cellular component (GO): cytoplasm
Molecular function (GO): sulfotransferase activity
Source: RefSeq, a predicted model, not a curated record
AUGGCAGAGGACUAUCUGUGGUAUGCAGGCAUUCCUUUCCCAGCCACGCUUUACAAAACUGAAGACAUCAAAGCAGCCCAUGAGCAGUUUGUGGUGAAGGACAAGGACAUCAUCACGGUGACCUACCCCAAGUCAGGAACCAACUGGAUGAUUGAGAUUCCUUGUCUCAUUCUCAGCAAGGGGGAUACGGAGUGGAUCCACUCUGUGCCCAUCUGGGAAAGAUCCCCAUGGAUCGAAUUGGAAUGGGGAUCCAAAAUAAUAAGAGACAUGAAGGAGGGCCCCCGCCUGCUCACCUCCAACCUCCCCAUCCAACUCUUCCCCAAGUCUUUCAUCACUUACAAAGCCAAGGUGAUCUACAUCAUCAGAAAUCCAAAGGAUGUCCUUGUGUCUGGAUAUUAUUUCUAUCGUCAAUCAAAGAUCAUGAUUAACAUAGUAGCUACUCAGAAUGAUGUGAUUUGA